AUGGCAGAGGAAGCUCCUAAAUCAGCAGAAACAAUCGAAAUCACCUUCACCCAUCAUGGCACGCCUCACACCUUCAACUUUCUCUCUGAAUCUACCAUCGCUGACCUCUCGAACCGCAUCUACAACGAAUUAACUAUCCCUGCGAUCAACCAAAAAUUCCUGAUAACCCCUAAGCUCGGCAUCUUCAAACCACCAUUUGUGCAUCCUCUCCUACUCAGUACCCUGAAAUCGAAGAAGAUAGUCCUUCUUGCGCCGACGCCCGCCGAGCUCGCCUCCCUCGCGUCUCCUCGCCCUAGUCCCCGGCCUACCAGUUCCACCACUAAACCGGGCGCCUUGUAUCGCCAUCGCGAUUGGCAGAAAGCCCAAGAGGAGGCAACCUACACCUUCCAGACCAUCCUCCCACUCAGCUACCUCCCUGGCCCGGCGCGUUCGCAAAAGUUCCUGGAGCGUCUGCGCGACGAUCCCGGCAUCAAGGCCAGCAUGCGCAAACACAAAUUUAGUGUGGGCGUGCUGACGGAGAUGAACCCGGCCGAACAUACAACUCAUGAAUCGCGCACCCUGGGUCUAAAUCGAAACCGAGGCGAGGUCAUAGAGUUGAGACUGAGGACGGAUGCGUAUGAUGGAUAUCGAGACUAUAAGAUCAUUCGCGAUACGCUCUGCCACGAACUGGCGCACAACGUCUUUGGCGACCAUGACCGGAACUUCUGGGACCUGUGCAAGUCUAUCGAAAAAGAAGUCCGGGAGGCUGACUGGAAGCAUGGGGGGCAGGCAGUCAGCAAUGAAAUCUUCUAUGAUCCGGAGGAAAGAGAGGGGAGCGCGGGGCAUGUGGAUGGCGGAGGGUGGUCUGGAGGGGAAUUCGUGCUGGGAGGAUACGGUGGGAAACAAGGGGUGCCAUCACAGAUGCUGAACAGGAGAGAGGCUAUGGCCAAGGCGGCGGAAGAGAGGAUGAGGAGACAGCGGCAGGCUGGGAGUGGUGGGAGUGGCGCACCGGCUUGA
Molecule: messenger RNA, 996 nt
Organism: Letharia columbiana
Lineage: Eukaryota; Fungi; Ascomycota; Lecanoromycetes; Lecanorales; Parmeliaceae
Exons: 1
Coding region: 1-996 (331 amino acids)
Molecular function (GO): proteasome binding
Source: RefSeq, a predicted model, not a curated record